GCACGAGGUUCAUCUUUUUCAGUGUUGUAUGAAACUGAUAUCUGAGUGAACAUGUGUUGUAAACUUAGUUAUUUCAUGCUUGCUCUGUUUUUGGACGCAGUAGUGUCAAGUCCCCACGCCGUGCCUAGAUAUAGGGCGCCUGAAGAUUUAGGCAAAGGAGGGUCGAACAUUCUGAAAAUAAAUGGAGAAGCUUAUCUUCCUCUUAGUCAACCGUCGUACAUGUCUCCUAUUCCAACAGAAAAAGAUAGAGAUAAGAAUGAAGAAAUAUUUAGAAGUUCUGGAAUUAUUAGUAGAAAUGAUAACAAUUUGCAUCAAAACAUUUUAAAUAAUAACAAAAUUGAGAGUAAAAUAAAUAAACAAUUAAAGAGAAAUAUACAAGCAAAAAAUGACAUCAAAAAUGCUAACGGCAUUCAAAAUAACACAGUUAUUUUUAGAAGACGCUUUAUUAUUCCUACUUUAAAUCGAAAUGAAAAUGAAGAGAUAAAUCAUUUACAUCGACAAAAUUUACCAGUUGCAAAUAAUUUUGAUCGAAAUGUGAAUGCUUUAGUGAAUCAAAGAAAAAUCCAUAAUGAAAAUUCAGCACCAGGCGUGGUGAGCUAUGAAAGUUUUAAUAAUGAACCAUUUAAAAUACAACAUUCUCCGCACGAUAGAAUCGCAUUUCAAGCACCAAUUUUGACUAGUCUACCUAAUUUAGAAUCUUAUCAUCCAGCGACUACUGUAACUGACUUGAACAAAAUUCAGGUCAACGUAGCUCACCAUACAUCUUUACCAUCAAAUAAUAAAAUGUCUGAUACUGAUAUUCAGAAAAUAAUAGCAGAUCAAAGAAUUCAAAAUGUUUUGUCAACGAUAAAUCAUAUCAAACGAUAUUUAGUUAUUUAUCCCAAUGGUACAGUUGAACAUGUUGACAGCUUAGAGCCUAUUGCAGCACAGCAUUCUAAUUUUGUUCUAGUCAAUUCGGGACACUUUGAAAGAAAUAAUGAAAAAAGUGAUGCAAAAACAGAAAGAAAUAAACAUCAAACUACGGCGGAGCCCCAGCCAAAAGAAGUUUCAGAUUCAUCUCAAGUAAAAAUGACUAAAUCAUUAGCUUACGCAGAAAUAACGCCGUCAGUUGUAGCAAUUACUCCUCCAAGUUCACAAGUUACAAUAUCUUCAUCAGCAGUAUCUACAAACAACUUAUCAUCUGCUAAAACCACUCCAAAUUUAGUAGAGAAAAAUGUUGAAAUAAUAGGAGUUAAAGAAACUAAAGAAUUAAAAGACAAUAGUAGAAAUAAUGGAGAUGUAUCUGAAUACAAUACUACGACUUUUGAAAGUGGUAUUCUUAGAAAUAAAUUAAAAAUAAAAGAUAUAUAUAAACGAAAAAUUCCUAAAAACUCAGAUUCAUCCGGCGUAAUAUUUACCAAAUCAUCUACUAAAAAUGAUGGCGAGGUUCUUGAAGUAUCAACUCAAAAAAAUACUGUGCAAAAACAAUUACCUAAGGCUUCUGUUGUUACAAAUGCAAUACCAUUGGUUCAAUCAACCAGUAUCCCAGACAUUGUAGUUCAGUCCUCUUCAACUACAGCUACCAAUAACAUUUCAUCAUCUACUGCUACUAUAUCAAAUAUUGUUUUACAAAAUGUUGAACCGACAGAAAAUCAUGAAACAGAAAGAAUACGGGACACUAAAGAGGAAAGUGAAUAUAUUUCUGAGGGUACUUCUAUCCCCGAAAAUGGCACAAAUAAUGAUAAAUCGAUUGAUAAAGAAAAAUCUGCUAGUACAGAACAGACAAAAUUAUUUCUAUCAAAACCAGAUAUAGUACGUAAUACACAAGAAGAAACCACUCUAAAUGCUACAGUGUCUUCUAGUACUCAAGAAAUUGACCCGCUUAGUGAACCUACAUCAGCAACAGAAGAGGAAGUUAUUGCAGAAAAUGCUUCGUCAUUUACAUCAGAACAUAACUUUCAAGAUAAUAGUGAUUCAAACCAAACCACUGAGAACACUGAUGCUGCUCAUGAACACAAAGGAAAUGAUCCUGUCCGCACUGCAAAGCCGAUGUGGUUCAACGCGUCAGAUCCUGAAUUCUGGCAGAAAGUGACAGACGACAGGGAUGCUAGCAGUAUAUUCUUAUUCAUUGUCAAACCUGCUCCCAGGAUUGAAAAGGACAUACAGAGAACUGUCUAUCCGGACGGCUCGGUGUUUGAAGAGCUGACUGUGACUGUUUGGGAAGAGGAAGGCGCUGAACCAAAAGUUACGAAAUCAUCGAAGCUUAUACAUCCAGACUCGAUAACAUGGUGAUUUUCCAUUGUAAUAAACUAUACAAUAACUACUUUUAGAUAUUAAUAUACAAUACCAACUACUAGUGAUUAAUCUUUGGGUAUUGUACUUAACUUACAAAGCAGGCAAACGAAUUAUUAUUUAAGUAAAGUAAUUACAAAAUGUAAGAUGUAUUUAGUAGUGUUCGUUCCCGGCACCAAUAUCAGCUGUCUGUCUAAUUUUCUUACCUAUGUUUAUUUUUUUUUUCGGUGACCUCAAAGGUUUCAUGUAAAAGAGCUUUUAGUCGUUUUAACGUCGGUCUGUUUUUAGCUUCAUAUUUCUGGUCCAUUCAGAACGGUGCAGUCUAAAGACGUGCAGUCUGUUAAAGUCUUAAAAUAGAGUUCCUUUAAGUGCCAAGACCUUUCUUUAAGAAAACGUCAAAGCAUUACAUUAUUAUAAUACC
This is a messenger RNA of Amyelois transitella, 2692 nucleotides long. RefSeq names its product metacaspase-2. NCBI's taxonomy places the organism in Eukaryota, Metazoa, Arthropoda, Insecta, Lepidoptera, Pyralidae. The record is from RefSeq and is a predicted model, not a curated record. Bases 52 to 2271 code for a protein of 739 amino acids. The transcript is spliced from 5 exons.